UCAAUAACAAUCAAAAUCCCCAUUUCCUCAACCUCAACAUAACAAACAACAAGAAGAAAGGAAUACAGAAGAAGAAGAAGAAGAAGAAAGUAAGUUCAGAAAGAAAGAUAGAUAGAUAGAUAUAUACAUAUAUGGCGGCGUAUGUUAAUGUUAUGCCAAACCUUUCUCCUCCAACUCUCCCCCUCCAUCCCAAAGACUACUCUAACAACAGGCCCUCAUCCUCAAUCCCUCUUCUUCUUCUUCCACUGUCCUCCUCCUCCACCGCCGCCGCCACCACCACCACCACCACCAUCCGCAGCGCGGCGCAGGUUACCACCCCACCCCCCACGCACCAACACCACCAAGACGACGACCAAAGAAAUCAAUUCUACCUCAAUUUAGGGCUGGCCGUACGCACCCUCCGGCAAGACCUCCCCCUUCUCUUCACCAAAGACCUCAAUUACAACAUCUACAGGGAUGACAUAACAUUCAGUGACCCAUUGAACAGCUUCACAGGGAUAGACAAGUACAAGCUCAUCUUCUGGGCAUUAAGGUUCCAUGGCAGGAUUCUGUUCAGGGACAUCUCUUUCGAUGUUCUACGGGUCUGGCAGCCAUCUGAGAACAUGAUUCUUAUCAGAUGGAACCUCAGGGGUGUCCCUAGGGUCCCUUGGGAAGCCAAGGGGGAGUUCCAGGGCACCUCCCGCUAUAAGCUCGAUAGAAAUGGCAAGAUAUACGAGCACAAGGUCGACAAUUUCGCUUUCAAUUUCCCACACACAUUGAGGCCUGCAACUUCGGUUUUGGACCUUGUUGCUGCCUCGUGCCCUGCUAGUCCUAAUCCAACAUUCAUGUGGGAGCACGACCACGAGCACGGCUGGUAUUCGUGCUCGUGGGUUGAGUUCUACAGGGCUGUUAAAGAGACUGUCGAUAGACAGGGUUUGGCUUUGCCGCAGGAUUGUUUCGCGGCAUGUUUGUAGUGGGAGAGGUAAGGUUGGCUUCUACUUUCUUACAUGGUGCUAUAUGACUGACUAUAUCUAUCUACACUAGAAGAUAUGAUGCUAUUUAGAUACAUACAUACAUACAUACAUAUAUAUAUAUCUUCUUUGUAUAUAGUGUGAUGUUUAUGAAGAACAUAUAUGUUCGAUAAGUAGAUUUGAGAGAUAUGAAAUAAGGUUUACAAGAAAAUGCAUUGCAGUGAUGUAGAAUGAAUGAAUAGUGUAGUGUUGGUUCUGAA
Messenger RNA from Andrographis paniculata, 1210 nucleotides. RefSeq lists its product as uncharacterized. The transcript has 2 exons. Lineage: Eukaryota; Viridiplantae; Streptophyta; Magnoliopsida; Lamiales; Acanthaceae. The record is from RefSeq and is a predicted model, not a curated record. Bases 132 to 953 code for a protein of 273 amino acids.